Molecule: messenger RNA, 944 nt
Organism: Phlebotomus argentipes
Lineage: Eukaryota; Metazoa; Arthropoda; Insecta; Diptera; Psychodidae
Gene: CCHa2
Product: neuropeptide CCHamide-2
Exons: 4
Coding region: 213-647 (144 amino acids)
Source: RefSeq, a predicted model, not a curated record
UACUUUCGCUCCUGCUGAAAGUCGGUCGGUCUCCGAGAGCAGCACUCAGUGGAACUUUCUGAGGCUCUGCCUCCAGUUUUCCCGUGGAAUUACUGCACAAUUUCCCGCCUCACGGCCCGGAAGUUGAUCCCUGACGAAGGAGAGGAGAACCAGUGUUGUGCUUUAAGCCCACCAGACAGCGUGAAGACCGAGGCCUGUAUUUAUAUAGCAAAAUGCAACAAUUCUCCCUCUACUUUGCCUUCAUCCUAGUCAUCCUGAUAGGCAACAGCGAAGCCAAACGAGGAUGUAGUCUCUACGGCCACUCCUGCUACGGCGGUCACGGCAAGAGAUCCACUCUUCCCCGGCUAGCUGACGGCCUGUCCCUCGACGCGGCUCCCAGCCCACUCCUGAAGCUCCUACGAGACACCAGUCGACCCUACCCGCCCUCCCUCGUCGCCGACUACCCAGACCUGUACGAGAAUGACAACGAACCGGACAAUUUACGAGUGGUGAAGGACUUCAAUCGUGCCAUUUUCACCCUCCUGAGACAACUGGCUGAAAAUCGAAUGAGAAAUCCCGCCGAUGUGGAGAACCACCAGAAUCCGGAUGCAAAUGAAUUCUACAAAACCACCACCGCAAACAACAAUAAUCAGAUCCACAACAUUUAACUCUCCUCUCUCCCUUUGCCUUGACAUUGGACGCAUGAGAGGAAGGAAAAAUGUUUAGAUUGUAUAUAAGAUGACUUCUUUCUGCAGAUGGAGCGUAGGGAAAAAGGGUUUCUGGCGAAAAUACCAACAGAAUGCUGUGGCUGGGAGCAUUUUCUUGGCUUUUUCGCCAUCAUAGUCAUUGCCCACACAUGAAAACAGGCUGGAGGAGCCGCUAAAAUAAAUAUUUAAAUGUUCUCUUUUUGGCUGCUGUAGCAAUGUAUCCUCAGACGUGUAUUUGAAGAAUAAAAGAUGAUUAAA